Molecule: messenger RNA, 522 nt
Organism: Nymphalis io (European peacock)
Lineage: Eukaryota; Metazoa; Arthropoda; Insecta; Lepidoptera; Nymphalidae
Exons: 2
Coding region: 1-522 (173 amino acids)
Source: RefSeq, a predicted model, not a curated record
AUGGAGGAAGAAGCUAAUUCUUAUUUUCAUGAUAAAUAUUGCGAUUGCAAAUGUGUUUGCGGCGAUACAAUAUCAGAACCAAUAAGCGAGCAUGUAGAAUUAACAGGCCGCAAGGAGUUUAUUUUCUCAAUUGUUACAAGAACUGAAAAUUAUCUACGAGAAAGACGUAUUCCUGAAUUAAUUCGAUUCUUAUUCACAAAGGUUAUUGCUCAUUCACCAGAUCAACCUGUGGCUUUUCUUGAACAAUUAUUGGAUGAUUGUAUGCUUUUUCGCGCGGGGCAUGGUGUACCACCUGUUUUAUACGAAAAUAGACAUUUGGAAGCUAUAAUCAAAAGUUUCGAUCCUGCUUUACGAGGUUCGCUUAGUACUGGACAAGUUCGACGACUUUACACUACACUUGGGUUAAGUUAUUCAGAAAUUCCCGAUGAGAGGGUACCAUGUGACGAAGUUUUGAAAAAAUUGAAAGAGGCUCAAGAGAUAGAACUAGCGCAAUUACUAGGAGCUGGAGUAAUAAAUGAAUAG